AUGUCUUCACAGCGGUUUUAUCUUAUAGGCGACGACCCUUCCACUGCUAGGGAGAUCUUCGCGGAGCCAGCAUGGAAACUUGAAAUUCUGAGAAAAACUGUUGGACAGGAGUUCCACAUUGCUCAACCUCAAGAUUCAAGAAAUGACCUUGACGAGACGCAAGAAGUCCUUGCGUGCGACUCUCUGGUUGGGCUACGUAUUGAUGGCUCCGCCGUUUCCUCACCUCAGGGUCCUGGCGGUCUACCAAUCGUCGGGUCUUUCUACGAGAUCUACCCAGAUCAUCUGGGCAACCACUGGCGGUUGUUCCGCAAAUAUGGUCACGUCAUCAAAACGACCAACAUGGGCAAGACAACGUACCUUACGGAUUCGCCAGACGUGGCACAGGUUGCGCUGAUGGAAAGCCCCUAUUUCACCAAGUUGAUCAACGAAAACCAUCCUCUUAGGGGUAUCAAAGACAAUACAGCAAUCUUCCUCGGAGAUACUGAGACCGAUAACUGGCGAUUAGCGCACAAGUUUGUGCCACCUGCCAUGGGGCCCAAGGCUGUCCGUCAUUACACUCCGUUGAUGCAGAGCUGUGUGAGAAGCAGUUUCAAGGUCUUUGACGAGAUGGACGACAGGGGCGAGGCCUGGAAUGUUUACCAGUACAUGGUCAAGCUUGCAUCUCAAACGAUUGGCAAAUUCGCCCUUGGGAUGGACUUUGGUCACAUGGACGGCGUCGAUGCGCCUACACAUCCACUGGUUUCAAAUAUUGUCAACCUAUUAAGUUUGAACAAAAAGGUUACAACAAGGGGCGAGUGGUACCGAUCACUACCAUUCGGCGAUGCAGCCAAGUUGAAGGAAGUACAAAGAACAACGUACGGCAUGCUUGAAGAAGCAAUCGACAAGGCACCUAGCGCAGGUAGUAUGGAGGGGUUGUCACUGAACGAUGCAGCAUUAAGGGCAGCAUGUGUGGCCGACUACUUGAAUCAUGCGGUUGACGAGACGGGGCAGCACUUCCCGAAGGGAUUAGUGCUUUCCAAUAUGUUGGUCGUGACUGCUGCUGGGUACACUACUACUUCUUCGAUGUUAUCGUGGAUGGUAUAUGUCCUCGUCACUUACCCGGACAUACAGAGCAAGCUAUUGCAGGAAUUGGUCGACUACGAAAUCAGUAACGAGACGACCUGGACUCCAGAUUUGGCACAUGGCUUGCCAUACCUGGAUAAAGUUAUCAAAGAAGCGCAGAGACUUCACAACGCAUCAUUCCAGCCAGGGAGAACCACCAAGACGGAGGUUGUUCUACCAGGAGGUUAUCGAUUGCCCAAGGAUAGUACCGUUAUACCAGCACUAUACGCUAUCCACACAAAUCCGGAGGUAUGGAAGGAUCCCAUGCGAUUUGAUCCUGACCGCUGGGACACGGAAGAGGUCAAGAGCCGCCAUCGAGCAGCCUAUAUCCCGUUUGCUACCGGGCCUAGAGGUUGCAUUGGAUUCAACUUCGCCUUGCUCGAGAUCAAGGUUCUGUUAUCCGAGCUGAUAUACAGAUAUGACUUCUCUAGAGAAGGUUUGGAAGCAGUCGAAUAUGAUCCAGAGUUCCAGUUGAUUCGUCCUUUGAACCUGUAUGUCACCGCACAGAGGAGGACGAGCUGGCCAGCGAAAUCCCAGAAAUAG
Neoarthrinium moseri is the source of this 1644-nucleotide messenger RNA. RefSeq lists its product as uncharacterized. Lineage: Eukaryota; Fungi; Ascomycota; Sordariomycetes; Amphisphaeriales; Apiosporaceae. Bases 1 to 1644 code for a protein of 547 amino acids. Gene Ontology annotation, molecular function: monooxygenase activity; iron ion binding; heme binding. The record is from RefSeq and is a predicted model, not a curated record. The transcript is spliced from 2 exons.